AAAUGGAGGGAAUUCCAACGAAGUAAUCAGCCAUGGGUGUUACACGUGCAUCGAAAAAGAGAUUGACAAAUACGAGACUGAAAUUUGAUUCAGACGAUGACGAUUUCGAAACUCCCGUGUUUAGAAAUACUCAAAAAUGCGACACACGAGUCUCACCUGAAAACAGCGAUGAGGAGAGUGAAGAUAACUUGUCUCGUCAGUGUGACGAAGCUGUGGACGAGGAGGAUGCUGACCGGCUGCCUGACAUUGAGACGGGUGAGGAGAGCGACGAUGUCCCCGAUGAGAUCACCUUCUCCCAGAGUCGCGAGUCGGCACUCACACAGAUCAACAGAGUGAUGCAGCAGAUUCGAAACGACAACUCUCAGAAGAAAACCAAGCGCAAACAACAAGAUAUGAUUUUCAAACAGCAAAAGAAAAAGAAAUUAGAAAAUUUUGUUGCGCAAAAGCUGCCUGAUGACUUCUUAGAUUCAUUACCGAGUGUAUUGGAGGAGAAAUUAAAAAAAGAUGAGAAGGCUGCUCCUCGUGAAUUAGAUAAAGAGUCUGAUGUUACCGACUCAGAAACUGAGGAUGUUCAACACAAUGAAGAUUUCAUUCCAUUGGAAAGGUUACAAGGGAUUGAAGUUGUAUCUCUUCGACAUGACAAACCAAAGCACAAAACCUUGGCCCAGUCCGCUGCAGAGUUCAGACAGAGCAGGCUGUAUGGUGGGAAAAUACCACGGGAAGACUUUCAACACAUAUGUUCAAGAAUAGAAAAGCGCAGAGUCCGGAGAAAAUAGCUAUGAACAGAUCUGUGUUAUGGAUGAGAUGCUAUGAGACAAAAGGUUGCAUUACUGUAAGUUUGCAGUGCAGAUGUACUCAACAGCAGUCAGUGGCGGCUCUUUAAAAAUACGUCUGUCGCCCAGUGGCGUGGGGGGGGGGGGGGGGGGGGCACUGGUGCGGUUGCCCUGGAUGCAAAAUUCUGGACUUGUGGGAAGGGACUCUUGGAGUGCUAACGGUCCACUGGUUAGGAGGUGCAAUACUUGCCUUUUCCCGGGCGCUGGCAACCCACCUUUUUACGCCACUGCUGGCGCCAGCAUAUUUUUUCUAGAAUGGCCAUCGAAAGCAUAAAUCUACAAAUGUCAAAAAAUUUUGGAAUUAGUUUAUCAAUGGUCUUUACAGAGAAACAUUAAGCAGCCCUCUACAUUACGACCAGUGUGGUCAAAUGAGACAGGUUUGGUUGCAUAUGAGACGGAUUUGGUCGCAACUAAAACAUUUCAUACCUCGAUAUAAAAAAAAAGAAAAAAGUAGGUGUCAUCUGGCUCGUAGAUGGAAAAGUUAACAGAGGAGUAUUAAGAGAUCUUUUAUAUGCACUUUACCAAACUACCAUGGCCUUCAGUAUACCAGUUGUGUGGGGAGAACCUGAAUCUAUGGACGUGGCCUGUCAUAUAACUAGACUAUCCUUGAUCUGCAGCUUUCAGUUCAGUGCUGGUUAUUAUCACUGGGUUGAAUGUCUUGUGUAUUUGUUGUAGUUGUUAUAACCGAUGUGAUUAAAAUACUAUUACAUGCUAA
Messenger RNA from Gigantopelta aegis, 1548 nucleotides. Its product is annotated as bud site selection protein 21-like. The record is from RefSeq and is a predicted model, not a curated record. The transcript is spliced from 6 exons. Gene Ontology annotation, molecular function: RNA binding. NCBI's taxonomy places the organism in Eukaryota, Metazoa, Mollusca, Gastropoda, Neomphalida, Peltospiridae. Bases 33 to 776 code for a protein of 247 amino acids.